AAACUUAACACAUGCUUUGACUAGAAGUUGAACAAAUGAUUCCACUGCCGGCCAAUUCAAGUAAGUGCAUUGAUACAGAAAUUGCAAAGGCAGGAGAUAAUUCAAACAACAAAAUCAGCAGUAAUAUUGACAACCUAAAGGAUGCAGAAACAAUACGUGAUGCAGUUGAUGGCAUGCAAGAGAAAGUUUGCAGUUCUAUAAGCAAAGAAGCAGCGCAUGAGCUCACCAACAUUAAUGAGAACAUAGGAACUGGAAUGGAAGCAACUGAUGACCUAGGAACAAUCUCAGAUUCUGUCCCUGAGGAGCAGAACAAUGAGAGUAUCUUUUCUGCAUUGAACAUCAAAACUGAAAACAUACCAGAUGUUGACACUGUUGAUAACAAGAUAUCAGAAAAGGUGGAUUUGCAUGAACAUGCGGAAAAUGCAGAGAUAAAUUUUGAGGCAAAUUUCAGUAAAAAUCAUGCUGAUACUUCUGACAUUCAUAUACCGAUGUCACAACCGAUGGUUGACAAUGUCAGUGGGCAUAAUGAAGAAUCUUCUCAGAAAUAUGAAGAAGAAAAACAUGAAAAUACCAAUACCGGCCUAGCACGAGAUGCUGAUUUUCAUGAGGACGAGGUAGAAUGCAUUGAAAAGCAUGAAAUCAUGUCAGAAUUGAUUCAUGAGGAACAGAAUCAAGAGGCAACUGGUGAACCAGAAACUCCUGAGGUUGAGAAGAGAGCCUAUGAUGAAAAGACUGGUCCUGUAUCAAACUCUGAAAAUUUGAUUGAGGCCAGCGUGCAGAAAGGCGAAACAUCUAUUUUAAAUGUUGAAGAAACUGAAAAUGCACAUAUCAUGUCAGAAGAAAUACCCGAGAAGCAAGAUCAAAAGACCAAUGAAACAGAAACUACUGAGGUUGAGAAGAGAGUCUGUGAUGAAAUAUCUGAAUCUCUAUCAAGCUCUGAAAACUUGACUGCAGACAACAUGCAGAAAAAUGAGUCCCCCAUGUUAGAUGUUGACGAACAUGAUAAUGAAUCAAGUGAAGCGAAUGACAUCUUGGAAAAUAAAUUAUCUGAUGAUGACAAGACCACUAAUGUUUCAAUAUCAGGGCCAAGCGCGGAGGAGAAAGUUGUAAGUUCAGUUUUUGAGGAAGAAGGAACUACAAAAUUAGGUAUAUGUUUAAAUCAGAGUGAAGUAGAAACAGAAACCAUAAGUUUGGAUGAUAAUAAAGAUGAGAUCAUACCAAAGGAUGAAGAAACUUUGUAUCAAACUUCUGAUUCUAGUACAGUAGCCGAGAACCUUGGCACGCCCAUCAAUGCUGAGAGUAGAAACUUGACAAUAAAUGAGGGAGGAGGAAGUGAUGCUACAGAUAUUGUAAAUGUUGAACCAAAGAUGGUUGACGAGGGCUGUGAAGACAAUGAGGAGAAGAAGUUUGAGGAAGCAGCAACCAAAAGUGAUGACAGAGAUCAAUACAGUGAAAUCAACAAAUCAACAGUCACGACCAAGGAUGCAGAUUCACAUGAACAGAUAAAAGAUUCCAAUUUCCCAAACGAUGGAUGUGAUGUUGCAAGAAAAGCAGACACUGAAACUGAAAAAAUCAGUUCAGCAGAAGCAGAAACUGAACCCGUAUUAGAAGAGGACAAAAUUGUCAUUACUCCACACGGUGAUAUUGAAGAUACCACCAUUAAUGACGAGGAAGAAACAGAAACGAAGCUAGACACUUUCCAUCCUUUGAGUAUCAUGGUUAAUCAAGAAGAUUUUCGAAACCAGAAGGGUAACCAGUUGGAAUUAGAAAAGGAAUCAAAUGUUUCAACAAGGGAUAUGAUCACAAAUACAGAGGGAAAAUAUUAUUUGGCAUCUAAAGAGCAAAGCUUGGAAACAAUUGGAGAGAUAGACAUUACCAAAACAAAGGCAGCAGAAGAUGAAAGUAAGGAGCUAGAAAAAAGUUCAAGCAAUGUUGCUGAUGAUUCACUGGCUGAAGAGGAGACCAAACAGGAAGUGGAAAAGCAGGACAUGUCCCCUGAUCUUUCAGACAAAACACAAGUGCCUGAAAGCACUGACAGAGACGUUGGCAUGGAUCUUGACCUUCUCAAGGGAAAUAAUGAAAGUCUUGGCCAGCUCGAGAACCUUGCCACAUUAGAGUCUGAAGAUCAAAGUGACAAGCAUAUCACAGAAAUUGAAAUUAUUAAGAGUGAUAUAGCAGAAGGCGUAUUACCCGCAGCACAAGACUCUACCAAAGACGAGAUAGGUGAAAGAUAUACUUUGCCAGAGGAGAACAACAAAGGCCAUGACAUGAGUGAAACUGAAUUUGCACCACUAGAGGAAGCUGAAACUGUCGAGGAAGCAGUGUUUGCAGCAAGCAUGCAACCACAAGACAUUUUGGAUGAUAAAAUAAAUGAAGAUAAUGGACUUGAGAGUGAAGAGCAUGUGGAAGAUGCAGAGACUGACAAGAACCAAGAAAAAGCCAUGGCAGAAGACGAAGUUUGUCUCAGGAUAGAGAAUGAUAACCAAGAAAGUACACCAGUUAGUGUUUCUGAUGCUGCAGAGACUGCAAAGGAAGAGGAUGCUGAGACAGUUAUAACCAAGGAGAUUGAUAAUAAAGAUGCAACACAUAAAGAGAGCCCAGGUAGCAAAAUUGAUGAUCUAUCCAUUAACCAUGAUGUAGAGGAAGAAUAUUUGAAAGGAGAAGCAUCAAGUCCUCACUCAAAAGUGGAUAACAUGGAAUCUGUGACUCUUGAGGAGUCUGAAGAAACAUCUGACAGCAUUACUAAAGAAAUUGGAGAAAUUGAAUCACUGGAAGAUGUUUCAAUUAAAAAUGCCAAAGAGCACAUUCAGCUUGAAGAACAAUUAGACAAGUUAUCUGAAAGAUCAGAGGCAGCCAAUUCAAUUGGAGAAAUUGAGAAAGAAAUGAUAAAGAAAGGUGAUUCAAAUGAAGUUCAUGACAUUGCCUGUCAGAAAGAUGAAAGAGCUAUCAAACACAUGGAAACUGGAACUGCGACCCAAGAUACAUCGCUAGUAAAAAACCCAGAAAGUGAGGUUAAAGAGCCUGACACUGUCAGUGUAUCAUCAACAAGCAAAGAGAAGCCAGAGAAUGAUCUUGCAAUUUCAUCAUCGAAAGAAGAAUCAGCAGUAGAAACUGUGGUGCCAGAACCAGACUUUGCAACUGAAAAGACAAAUAGAGCAAAAGGCUCAAUUGAAUCAGCCGCUGUCAGUGAGACUAUUAUUGACAAUGUCAGUACUGAUGGCAAUAAUGUGGCAGAUGAAGGCAUUGCAAAUGGCGGCAUUCCAGGCAUUCCAGAACUUGCACAGGCGUCAACAGAAGACACCAUAGACACAGAGAUCAAAAUAAAGGUGGCAGAAAAAGAAGCAAUAGCUGAAAAAGGAAGCACUUCAGCUAAUGAUACUGAGGAUAAGGAUUCACCAGUUUCAUCUUCCUUCACACAAGAAACACAAGUGGCACUUCCAAGAGAUGCAAAUGAAGUUGUUGAAGAUAAUGCUAAGAGAAGCCAUGGAGUUGAAGAAUCUGAUAAUUCACAACAUGAAGAAAGCCUUCAGUCAGAUCCUGCUGAUCUGCCUGUGUCACGAUUUUUGAUGGACCACAUCUUGCACCAAGGUGAUGUGCCUGAUGAAGUUGGUAAUGUUGAAUCUAAGAAUAACAUCGAAGAAGAGACCACUAGUGACAAGCUCAUGACUAUCAGCAUCCAAGAACAGGAAACUUUCAUGGAUCAACUGUCAGCUGAGUUGGUGCCCAAUGAAAACAAAGAUAUGGAGAAACUAGAGGACACUAUUUUGCAACAAGACAAUAUGCCUGUGGAUGUCUGUGAUGUAGAGGCUGACAAUGAAAUCAACCAGAAGCACACCACUGAUGAACAAAUGGGCACCGACAUACAGGAAAAAGAAGCCAUUAUGGAUUCAGUAUCUGCUCAACAGAUGCCUGAAGAGAAAAGCACAUCAGAAGACAGAGAUCAGGAGAAACCAGGAGACCACAUCUUGGAAGAACGUAUUGCGCCUGAUGAUGUCUGUGAUUUGAAGGCUGAGAAUAUAAUCACAGAAGAGAACAAUAAUGGCAAGAAUGAGGGUAUAAUCAUCAAAGAAGAGGAAGUAAACAUGAGUCCAUUGUCUGCUAAAGAGAUUCCCAAAGAUGAAUAUACGGAUCAAGUAGAAGUUGUUUCUGAUGUAACUAAUGAAGAACAGAACCAUGAAACAAAGGCAGAUGAUGAAAAGCCAAUAGCAAAAGAUGAUGAAAGUUUGCAUAGCAAUAUUUGCUUGUCAUCCACAACAACAACAAGUGAACCGGUUGAAAUAGAAGUUCCCGGUUCAUUGGCAGGAGAAUCUGCUAGCGUUGUCAUGGAUGAUUACAAGGGGGUAACACCCAUGGAUCAAGGUGACCUUGGCAGAGACGCAGGUGCUGAAGAGUUCACUGGUCGCACUUCAGUACAGGAUGAGAAAAUUACUGCAUCUCCUACUGAGACUGAGAUCAGAGAAAACUUAACACAAAAGGAUAACUAUUCACCUUCGACCAAUGUUUCUAAUGUGAGUAUACCACGAGAUGGCGAAAACACAAGAACUUUUGACAAUGUGGAACAGAUUGAAAAAGAUGCCCAUUCAAUAUCUGAGGAGCGGAUAACUUCAGCUAUAUCAGAAUUACUUGGGAGCUCCACUACUGUGGUUAGAAGGGAAGAACCUCAAACACACACAAAAUACGAAGAGACUAAGUUGGAAACAACAAAAAUUACAGAAACAAGCCAAGCUCAAGUAACUGAAAACCAAAUUCGGAACAAUGACUCACUUGAAGAGCCCGAAGAAUCCACCUUAGAAAAGGUCCAACUUUUUGAUCUCCUGCAACUCUCAAGAAACCAAACCACACAAACGACAACUCCAGCAGUCACCAAAGAGAGAGAACAAGCAGAAGAAGCAACAUACACCAAAGUGAAAGAAGAGAAAACCAAUGAAGAGAAAGAUGAAAAGGUAGAAGGAGUAAUAGAAGAAGCAGAAGAAGAGCAUACAACUGAUAACAAUGCAGCAGUGAUUGUGGAAGCAAGAGAAGCAGAAUUGAAACCAGCACACAAGAAAUCACACAACAUCUUAUCAGGUGUGGGAUCAAAGGUUAAACACUCAAUUGCAAAGGUGAAGAAAGCCAUCACAGGUAAGUCUUCCCACCAAAAAACAAUUUCACCAAAAAAAGCAACAACAUAAAUCCAUGCUCUCAGUAGUUGCUAGUCUUCACUUUCAUUCAUUGUAUCUAAAUAAGAAUGGACAGGACAAAUCAUGGCAUAUUUGUAUUGGUUUGAAGCAUGUAAUGUCAUAUAAAAACUUAGAGUGUGUGUCUGUGUAUGGAAUAUAUGAAUUCAUAUAUUCAUAUAGAAUGAAUGUUAGAUCAUGGUUUUGUUUAUUUGCAUGAACACAAGUAUUUCCUGAACAUUUUAUCUGGAAUGAAGGAAUGCUGCAAACAAACUGAUUUGGAAGGUUUCUAGUUUAGAAAUUACCAGGCAAACACUUGGGGGAGUUCCGAGAAUGCGAACAGAGAGAAUGACGAGUGUGUUUGCAGGAGAGUUUUGUUGCAGUGACUUUGUGGGCUGGCCUGAUGCUAUGGGCCCACAUCAAAAUCGCUUAAGGAUAAUUGUGGACAGUGUGGGCCCAUGCAAUUUAGUUUUAGUGAUAUAAUACAUUUAUUAUUUUUAGGAAGCUUGUGAAAUAUAUACAACUUAUUAUUUUGAUUUUA
Molecule: messenger RNA, 5697 nt
Organism: Dioscorea cayenensis subsp. rotundata (Guinea yam)
Lineage: Eukaryota; Viridiplantae; Streptophyta; Magnoliopsida; Dioscoreales; Dioscoreaceae
Product: tanabin
Exons: 10
Coding region: 36-5171 (1711 amino acids)
Source: RefSeq, a predicted model, not a curated record